This is a messenger RNA of Budorcas taxicolor (takin), 2776 nucleotides long. RefSeq names its product PHD finger protein 21A (gene PHF21A). Gene Ontology annotation, molecular function: chromatin binding. The record is from RefSeq and is a predicted model, not a curated record. Bases 346 to 2457 code for a protein of 703 amino acids. NCBI's taxonomy places the organism in Eukaryota, Metazoa, Chordata, Mammalia, Artiodactyla, Bovidae. Gene Ontology annotation, cellular component: histone deacetylase complex. The transcript has 18 exons. Gene Ontology annotation, biological process: negative regulation of transcription by RNA polymerase II.
GAGGAGGAGGGAGAGGGGAACAACCUACCAUCUUAACACACUAAUAUCUAAAAAGUGCGAGAGGCCCAGAGCAGCAGAGAAGCAGCAGCAGCCGCUCCAGCGCCUUCCCUCCCUCCCCAUGAAGAAGAGUUCCCUCCUCCUCCUCCUCCUUGCUUCUCCUGCUCAGAGUUCCUGCCUCCAGCUGCCAGGGGGGACAGCCAGCCAGCAGCAGGAGGGGAACAAGAGAACUGAAGGAGAGCCAGUUUCCCCAAAAUUGCUGCAGUGAGAAGAGGAGUUUGUUAUUUUAAACAAAGGCUGAAGAAACUGUAGAAUUAGCAGACAUAGAAAAAGUGGAGAAGGUAGAGGAUGGAGUUGCAGACUCUACAGGAGGCUCUUAAAGUGGAAAUUCAGGUUCACCAGAAACUGGUUGCUCAAAUGAAGCAGGAUCCGCAGAAUGCUGAUUUAAAGAAACAGCUUCAUGAACUCCAAGCCAAAAUCACAGCUUUGAGUGAGAAACAGAAAAGAGUAGUUGAACAGCUACGGAAGAACCUGAUAGUAAAGCAAGAACAACCAGACAAGUUCCAAAUACAGCCAUUGCCACAAUCUGAAAACAAACUACAAACAGCACAGCAGCAACCACUACAGCAGCUACAGCAGCAGCAGCACCACCACCACCACCACGCGCAGUCGGCCGCAUCCUCCCCCAGCCUGACUGCGUCACAGAAGACUGUAACUACAGCUUCUAUGAUUACCACAAAGACACUACCUCUCGUCUUGAAAGCAGCAACUGCGACCAUGCCUGCCUCUGUUGUGGGCCAGAGACCUACCAUUGCUAUGGUGACCGCCAUCAACAGUCAGAAGGCUGUGCUCAGCACUGAUGUGCAGAACACACCGGUCAACCUCCAGACGUCUAGUAAGGUCACUGGGCCUGGGGCAGAGGCUGUCCAAAUUGUGGCAAAAAACACAGUCACUCUGCAGGUUCAGGCAACACCUCCUCAGCCCAUCAAAGUACCACAGUUUAUCCCCCCUCCUAGACUCACUCCACGUCCAAACUUUCUUCCGCAGGUUCGACCCAAGCCUGUGGCCCAGAAUAACAUUCCUAUUGCCCCAGCACCUCCUCCCAUGCUUGCAGCUCCUCAGCUUAUCCAGAGGCCCGUCAUGUUGACCAAGUUCACCCCCACGACCCUCCCUACCUCCCAGAAUUCUAUCCACCCCGUCCGUGUCGUCAAUGGGCAGACUGCAACCAUAGCCAAAACGUUCCCCAUGGCCCAGCUCACCAGCAUUGUGAUAGCUACUCCAGGGACCAGACUCGCUGGACCUCAGACUGUACAGCUUAGCAAGCCAAGCCUUGAAAAACAGACGGUUAAAUCCCACACAGAAACAGAUGAAAAACAAACGGAGAGCCGCACCGUCACUCCGCCUGCUGCACCCAAACCAAAACGGGAGGAGAACCCUCAGAAACUUGCCUUCAUGGUGUCUCUAGGGUUGGUAACACAUGACCAUCUAGAAGAAAUCCAAAGCAAGAGGCAAGAACGGAAAAGAAGAACAACAGCGAAUCCGGUGUACAGUGGUGCGGUCUUUGAGCCGGAGGUACUCUUGUCAACACUCGGCCCUUCCUUCACACGUUCAGUUUUAUUCACAACUCGUUCGCGCAAGAAGAGUGCAGUCACGUACCUGAACAGUACAAUGCAUCCCGGGACCCGGAAGAGAGGUCGUCCUCCAAAAUACAAUGCAGUGCUGGGGUUUGGAGCCCUUACCCCAACAUCCCCCCCAUCCAGUCAUCCUGACUCCCCUGAAAAUGAAAAGACAGAGACCACAUUCACUUUCCCUGCAUCUGUUCAGCCUGUGUCCCUGCCCAGCCCCACCUCCACAGACGGUGAUAUCCAUGAAGAUUUUUGCAGUGUUUGCAGAAAAAGUGGCCAGUUGCUGAUGUGCGACACGUGUUCCCGUGUAUAUCAUCUGGACUGCUUAGACCCUCCUCUGAAAACGAUUCCCAAGGGCAUGUGGAUCUGUCCCAGAUGUCAGGACCAGAUGCUGAAGAAGGAAGAAGCAAUUCCAUGGCCUGGAACUUUAGCAAUUGUUCAUUCCUAUAUCGCCUAUAAAGCAGCAAAAGAAGAAGAGAAACAGAAAUUACUUAAAUGGAGUUCAGAUUUAAAACAAGAACGAGAACAAUUAGAGCAGAAGGUGAAACAGCUCAGCAGUUCUAUAAGUAAAUGCAUGGAAAUGAAGAACACCAUCCUGGCCCGGCAGAAGGAGAUGCACAGCUCCCUGGAGAAGGUGAAACAGCUGAUCCGCCUCAUCCAUGGCAUCGACCUCUCCAAACCUGUAGACUCUGAGGCCACUGUGGGGGCCCUCUCCAACGGCCCGGACUGCACGCCCCCUGCCAACGCCAGCACCUCCACGCCGGCCCCCUCCCCGCCCUCCUCCUCCUCCCAGAGCUGCACAGCGAACUGUAACCCGGGGGAAGAGACUAAAUAACAGAGCCCCGCUAGGAUAAGCCACGAGAUCCCGGCGGCAAGGAGAGCAAAACACUGAAGACUCUAGCAGAGCCGAGCCGGAGUUCUUCUGGAAAGUACAGAAUUCUUUUGGUUCUUUGGUUCCAGAGAGAGAGAAGAUGCUUGUGCCAGGUGGCACCAGAGUUUGCCAAUUGAUCCUUCUUAUUCUGUGUGUACAUGCAAAGAUUGGACCAUGUUACAUGAAAUAGUGCCAGCUGGAGGUUCUUUGCCAGCACCAUGCCAAGUGAAAUAAUAUAUUUACUCUCUCUAUUAUACACCAGUGUGUGCCUGCAGCAGCCUCC